Molecule: messenger RNA, 1248 nt
Organism: Penicillium odoratum
Lineage: Eukaryota; Fungi; Ascomycota; Eurotiomycetes; Eurotiales; Aspergillaceae
Exons: 1
Coding region: 1-1248 (415 amino acids)
Biological process (GO): long-chain fatty-acyl-CoA metabolic process
Cellular component (GO): peroxisome
Molecular function (GO): alcohol-forming very long-chain fatty acyl-CoA reductase (NADP+) activity
Source: RefSeq, a predicted model, not a curated record
AUGGCUGCAGCCCUCUUCCAAAGUUCCUGCAUCACCUUUCUAAGCGGCGACAUCACGCUUAAAAAAAUGGGUCUACACGAGACAGACUGGCGCCAACUCAAGAAAUCCGUUCAGGUCAUCAUCCACGCUGCAUCACCAAUUAGCCUCACAAGCUCACUCCAAAACCUGGCAACAUCAAUCAUCGCCCCAAGCAUAUCACUAGCAGAAACGGCCAUGGAAUUUGAAGACCUACAAAACUUCAUCUACAUAUCCAGCGCCUACGCAAACGCCCACCUAUGGAAAACAAGCAACCUAUCCAACGUCCCCGUCAAAGAAAGCAUCUACUCCCUAGGCCCACACGGCUCAGUCUACGAUUCCCAGAGCCUAUCCUCGUGGGCCGGAUUUGGACCCCAAACUGAGAACGAAUGGCGCAGCGUCCUAGAAACAGGCACCAGUAUCGAAUUCGACUACAACGAUUUUCCAUGGCCAUACGCUUACGCCAAACAUCUUACUGAACGCCUUCUCAUAAAUGCUUUCAUGCAGAAUGAAACUAGCGAGAAGCUUCUUAUCGUACGUCCCUCGUUACUCGGGCCGGCGAUCAGUCAACCUUAUCCAGGGUACUCGAGUUCGACAUCUACUACAUCAACGGAAUUGGCGGCUGCUAUUUUGUUAUACGCGGGGAAACACAUAAAAAUUCCUACUCGAAGCGCGGACCCUGAAAACGAAGUAACAAUGGACGAAAUACCUGUUGAUGUUGUUGUCGAUCGACUUCUCGCACAUGCUGCCAAGGGCACGUAUGGAUGUGUACAUGCUGUUGCGGGUAAGAGGGCACGGUUAUCAUUUGCGGAUUGGUGGGUGGCAGUUAUGAAAGAGCGUCGUCUCUGGCUUGUAAAGCCAGAAUGGACAUCUUUGGAUUGGCAUUCUCCGAAAUUACAUCCAAUCGCUAGAUUGCAUGUUACGCUUGGGACUUCUUUUGAGUUUGAAGAUAAUCAGGCGACGAAGCUUCUUGGUAAGCUUAAUCCGCAUGAGAAACUUCAUUUGAAAUUGUUUGCGGAUGAGCUGGAUGAAAAUCGGCCUUAUGAUUUUAAGAUCCGACGGCAUCGAAUUCGGGAGAUGGGAAUGGCUAUUGCUAAGAAGAAGCAUUUGCCGCUUUGUUGGGUUAAAUUGUGUUGUCGGCCAGGGAAGUCGGAGAAGGAUGUUUCUUGCAACUCGCAGCAUAGUAUGCAUGAAUAUGGGAGUUCGAUGGAUGUGGUUUCUAAGGAGGUUUAG